This is a messenger RNA of Vanessa tameamea, 2783 nucleotides long. Its product is annotated as hemicentin-2-like. The record is from RefSeq and is a predicted model, not a curated record. The transcript has 18 exons. The coding region runs from base 254 to 2614 and encodes 786 amino acids. Lineage: Eukaryota; Metazoa; Arthropoda; Insecta; Lepidoptera; Nymphalidae.
UAGGCGGUGAACGUGUCGCUCCCAUUUUCCUCGGUGUUUUCCGCACGCAACGAAACUUUUUACGCAGUGGUUUAAUAUAAUUGUGUGAGAGUUUUAUGACUAUGAAUUAGUUCGGUGUUAAAUGGACGUUUGAUCUCGGAGUUUCCUUGAUUAGAUAUAAACUUAAAAAUAUGUGUUGGCUGUGUACGUAAAGCGAGAACAUUAAAAAUAAUGUUGGACAGUUUCACGAAAUGGUGGCGCUAAUGUGAACAAGAUGGCGGAUGGUUUUGGCGGGAAAAGCGCGUUCCGUGUGCUGCUGUUACUUCUCGUCGAGAACGUUUUCUGUCAGAUGGCACGUGAAAGCGAGGACCUGGUCGACUUUGUUCCAGUAUCGACUGUGGACGUCGAGGCAGUGGUGGGACGUACCGCCACCCUGCCUUGCGACAUUGAACCUGAUUCCAACGAAGACAGAGUCUACAUGGUGCUCUGGUUCAGACACGCGGGUGGCAAGCCGCUUUACAGCUUCGAUGUCCGCGGUCGCAGUUUCAACAAAGCCUUACACUGGUCCGACCCUUUGGCCUUUGGGAAGCGAGCGCACUUCGUAACAAUGUCUCGACCUUCUUCACUCACUGUGGACGCUGUACAACUAGACGAUGAAGGAGUGUACCGAUGCCGAGUGGAUUUUAAGAACUCCCCUACAAGAAAUUUCCAGAUCCGGCUCAAUGUUAUAGUUCCACCUCACCAACUACUAUUGUAUGAUGAAGCUGGUCGCGAUGUGGCGGGCGUUGUAGGACCUUUGGAAGAAGGUGGCAAUUUCACGCUACUCUGCGAGCUUAGAGGAGGUCGUCCGCAACCAACUCUCUCAUGGCUGAUCGACAACAAGCCCUUAGAAGACCACCUCAUCCUCAAGAACGAUGGCAAGAUAAUCAUCAGUAAGAUCAGCGUCAGUGGUGCUGAAAGGAGCUGGCUCAACACCAGCGUAAAAUGCCAAGCUACAAAUACUGCUCUUCUAAGCCCUCAUGAGAGAACUGCUAGGGUUGAAAUGAACUUACGGCCGACUUCGGUGGCAAUAAUUGAAAAACCUGGUGAGCUGUCAGCUGAUACGGAAUUCACGUUGGUCUGCGUAACGCAUGGCAGUCGACCCUCGGCACAGGUCACGUGGUAUAGAGAGAACCGAAGAUAUACGAGGGGAAAGCAUAGCGAGGUCACGAAUGACACGUCCACAGUCAGCCGCUUGACCAUGUCUCCUCAACCAGAAGAUGACGGUGUGAUGAUCAGAUGUCGAGCUGAUAAUCCUGUGCUAAGAGUGGCUUUGGAAGACUCUUUUAGGAUGAGUGUUGUUUAUAAGCCGGUCCUAACGAUGUCCCUGGGCAGUACACUAAAUCCUAACGACAUCAAGGAAGGCGACGACGUUUACUUCGAGUGCAACAUCAGAGCGAAUCCUAAGGAACAUCGCACCUCGUGGUACCAUAACGAUCAACAAGUGACCCAAAACAUGUCGUCAGGAGUUUUCAUAAGCACUAAGUCGUUGGUGCUUCAGAGGGUGACGAGGAGGGAUGGAGGGUUGUACGCGUGUAAGGCGGCGAAUCAAAUGGGGGAGACAAGUAGCCAAGCUGUGUAUCUUCGAGUUCAAUAUGCACCAGUUUGUGCCCAACAUACGCCGCUUGUCAUUGGUGCGCGACUAGAUGAACCGCUCCGAGUCCGCUGUACAGUGAGCGCAGAUCCCGCUGAUGUCGCAUUUUACUGGCAGUUCAAUAACAGUGGAGAGAGCUUUCAAGUGUCACCAGCUAGAUAUGUAACAACCGGUGGUACCAUCAGUGAGCUGCGAUACCGUGCCGCCAGUGAGCGCGACUAUGGAGCCUUAUUGUGUCGCGCAACCAACAGCGUCGGAAGGCAAAAGAAGCCAUGUGUGUUCCAGAUAGUCCCAGCAGCUCGUCCGUCCCCGCCAAGAAACUGCACAGCGAAGAGGACCGUGACGAAAGACGAAACCUUCCUAACUGUGCGGUGUUUAGCUGGCUACGAUGGUGGACUCAGCCAGCAUUUUGUGCUGGAAAUUGUUGGCGACACGAGCAAAAUUCUCGUGAAUACUACUGCUGGGAAAUCGGAUUUCCACACAGUAUGGCUAAACGUGAGCUGGUCGGAGCUUGAAGCCUUAUCUGAAGACGAAAUGCUGACAGUCAGCGCCAGGAAUAGCAAGGGUGUCUCCGAUCCAGUUCUCAUUCGAGAUCUCGUUUAUAAAGACGCUGCGAAACAUAUCGAAGACACAACACGAGCGAUGUCAAAAAUUCCUGCUGCAGCUGCAAUAGCUGGCGCAGCUGUUGUUCUUACUGUUAGUGCUGUCAUCUUGGUGUUGGUUCUACGAAAGCGGAACGAAACGACGACAAGCAGUAAGCGACCAUCACAGAGCGUGGUUCAAGUGGACGCGAACGGUAGAAGAUAUCUGAUCGCAUAUCCAGCAUCGGACAAAUUGGAAAGAAAACCAGAUAUAUUGAACCCUAAAGCCGAGAGUGAGCCACCACGCGUGGUAUUGGAAUCCAGUGACAACAAAACCUACACUAUCAAGGAGGCACCGAGUCAGCCCACUAAGUCCCACCCACAUCCGUCUUCUGAAGAUGAUAUGAUGCCGCAGAGAUAACACACGAACUCAGAGCAUCGUUUGUAAAUAUAACAUACAUUGUAAAUUUCAAUGUUUGCCAAUGAAUUUAAUUUUAAGGGAAUAUAGACGAAUUCUUCCAUAUCAUUAUAUAUUGUAAAACGACGGGAAGGUCAAUGGAAAUUAUAAAAAAAAUAUAUAUGAACUAAGA